Messenger RNA from Closterium sp. Yama58-4, 3306 nucleotides. The record is from the annotation of a GenBank genome assembly. Lineage: Eukaryota; Viridiplantae; Streptophyta; Zygnematophyceae; Desmidiales; Closteriaceae.
AUGAACGCUUGCUACCGAGCUGCCACCCCAAAUGAGUUCCUCCCCAAGAACGAGCCCCCGAUUUACAUCACUCUCUACUUUAUUGUCACUCGCCUCCCUGACUCCCUUCGCACAGUUAGGGACCACUUUCUCGCGCUUCACCCCACUGAGCUCACCAUUGACCUGCUCGAGAAGCAUCUGCUUGCAGCUAAGAAUAGUGCAGUCGCUGUAGGUGCUAUUCGAGGCGCCCCUCGCACGCCCUUCUUUGAGGGGUGCUCCCCCUCCCCUCUUGCCCCCUCUGUUGCUACUGCUGCUGCUGUCGACUUCCUUGGUGCUGAGGAGGUCGGUGCCGCUUCUGCUCCUAGUGCGAAGCGCCGCAGCGGCAAGGGCAAGGGAGGCAAGGGUGGUGGGGGUGGCGGCGGAGGGGGUGGUGGUGGCGGCGAUGGGGGCAGUGGUGGCGGGAGUGGUGGUGGGAGUGGGGGCGAUGGCGGCGGUGGUGGCAGCGGCGGGAGUGGCAGUGGUGGUGGUCGGUGCGGUAGUGGGAGUGGUGGCGGCGGUACUGGCAGCGGAGGGAGCGGUGGCGGCGGCAGCGACAGUGGUGGUGGUCGGGCUGGAGCAGUUCAGCACCAGCAGCAGCAGCAGCAGCGUCCGCGGGAGAAGCUCACGCCCCAGCAGCUUCUUGAGUGGUUUGCUCAGCGUGGGGCGUCUGGGGGUAGUGCUCGCUGCCCGUACGUCAUUCGCACAGGUGACCGCGCUGGUCAGACGUGCGGGAAGUUUCACACCCAGCACCGCUGCUUCUCCCGCCUAGACGACGCUUGGCGCACUGAGUUUGGCGAGGAGGCUGAGAUACCUCGCUGGGCAGAGCUGCUUAGGUCUGGGCUUGAUAUCUUUGCUCUUCACUAUGAUGCUAUCCUUAAUGCCAUGUAUGCGUUGUCUGUUAGUGCUGAGGGUGACUGUUACUUGUGUGUGCCGCCCGACCCAGGUAUAGAGGCUGCUGCUCUAGCCCACGUCCAGGGACAGGGCCGCGAGCGGUACUUUCUGCUGGUUGUUGACGACUACUCGCGUUACACCACGGUCUUCCCCUUGCGCAGCAAGGAUGAGGUCCCUGCUGUUUUGAUCCCUUGGAUCCGCGCUGUACGUCUCCAGCUCCGCGAGCGGUUCCGCACGGACCUUCCUGUCCUGCGUCUGCACUCUGAUAGAGGUGGUGAGUUCUCCUCCGACCUCUUGCGGGACUUUUGUCAAGGGGAGGGCAUCCUCCAGUCGUUCACGCUUCCGGCCUCUUCGCAGCAGAAUGGGGUUGCUGAGCGCCGCAUUGGCUUAGUCAUGGAGGUUGCUCGUACCUCCAUGAUCCAUGCGGCUGCUCCCCAUUUUUUGUGGCCGUUUGUGGUCCGGUACGCUGCGCAUCAGCUCAACCUCUGGCCCCGUGUCUCCUUGCCGGAGACCUCGCCCACACUACGUUGGACGGGGGAGGUUGGCGAUGCGUCGCGAUUCCGGGUCUGGGGCUCUCGUGCCUUUGUCCGCGAUACCACCGCGGACAAGCUCUCCUCUCGCGCCAUUCCCUGCGUCUUCCUUGGCUUUCCCCCUGACGCGCCUGGCUGGCAGUUUUACCACCCCACCUCACGCCGUGUCUUCCCCGCUCAGGAUGUCAAGUUUGACAAGUCGGUUCCCUUUUACCGUCUCUUCCCCUACCGCACUGCCCCUCUCCCCCCCCCGCCGCUCUUCCUCGCUCCAGGUCCCCCUCCGGUAGACCCCCUCCCCCCUCAGGGUCCUGCUCCUUCAGGUGUGUCUCAGGUAGACCCACUUCCCUUGGCUGAGCCUGUCGAGGUCACUGGUGACUCAGGUGCUGCUGGGGGUGGUCCUGCUCAGGGUACUGCAUCUGGGGGUGUGGAGCCUGAGGGUGCUGAGCUUGGGAGGGUGCUGCGCCUGGGGGUGCUGCGCCUGGGGGUACUGAGGCGUCUGCUGGAGGUCCUCAGAGUGCCUCGCCGCAGCGGUCUGGCUAGCAAGAGCCUCUCUCACCUCAGCAGCUGCGUGAGUGGUUUGCUUGGCGCACACGUCUUCGGGGUCGCGCCGUUGGAGCUGGAGGUAGCGGAGCUGGAGGUACUGGAGCUGGAGGCGCUGGAGCUGGAGGCGCUGGCGCUGGAGGCGCUGGCCCUGGAGACACUGGAGGCGCUGGAAGCGCUGGCACUGCAGACACCCGAGCUGGUGGUGUUGGAGCUAGUGACGAUGGAGCUGGAGACGCUGCAGCUGGAGGUACUGGAGUUGGAGGCGCUGGACAUGGAGCUGCUGGAGCUGGAGGCGCUGGCGCUGGAGGCGCUGGAGCUGGAGGCGCUAGAGCUGGAGGCGCUGGAGCUAGAGGCACUGGAGCUGGAGGCGCUGGCGCUGGAGGCGCUGGAGCUGGAGGCCCUGGACCUGGAGAUGCUUGAGCUGGAGGCACUGGAGCUGGAGAAAUCGGCCUCCCUUACAGAGCGUCGUGAGCCUGCGUCUGCUAGCCGUGCUCGUCGUGUCCCGCGUCCGCGUCCUCCUCCUGUGCCAGGCACUCACACUAUGGCACUUCGUCCUUCCUCUGUCCCACAGCGCAUCCCUCUACCGUCUCCUCCUGCGUCCUCUCUUCCUGACGUUCCGGACCCUGAGUCUGACUUGGUUCGUGCUGCUAGUCCCACUGUCACGCUUGCUGAGCUUGUGGACUUUGCUGCUGCGUGUCGUCUAGACUACGCCACUAGUCUUGUUGCCGAGUCUGAGUCUGUCUGUCCUCCGUCCGUCAGGGGUGAGUGUGCUCUUGGCACGGACGUCCUUGAGGACAGGCAGGAGGACUUUGAGUGUCUUGCGGCUGCUGUACCUCAUCUCAUGGCCUGGCUGCUUGCACCUGAGGGAGACCCCUAUGCACUAGACAUCCCGACCCCGCGCUCUUACACAGAGGCGAUUGAGGGUCCCUACUCCUCUCAGUGGCAGACAGCCAUGGAUGCAGAGAUGGCAUCAUGGAAGUCCACAGGCACCUACGUCGAUGAGGUUCCCCCUCCUGGGGCGAACAUAGUCAAUGGCAUGUGGAUUUUCAGGGUGAAGCGGCCGCCGGGUUCUCCACCUGUCUUCAAGGCUCGUUACGUUGCUCGAGGCUUCAGUCAGCGACAGGGAGUUGACUUCUUCCAGACCUUCUCCCCCAACCCGAAGAUGACCACUCUUCGGGUGCUGCUGCACGUUGCCGCUCAGCGUGACUACGAGCUUCACUCUCUUGACUUCAGCACAACUUUCUUACAGGGCAGCCUGCACGAGGAGAUUUGGCUGCGCCGCCCACCUGGCUUCACUGGGUCGUUUCCUGCUGGUACCCAAUGA